This is a messenger RNA of Solea senegalensis (Senegalese sole), 4171 nucleotides long. It is a transcript of the gene disc1, whose product is annotated as DISC1 scaffold protein. Gene Ontology annotation, cellular component: mitochondrion; microtubule; intermediate filament cytoskeleton. Lineage: Eukaryota; Metazoa; Chordata; Actinopteri; Pleuronectiformes; Soleidae. Gene Ontology annotation, biological process: neuron migration; cilium assembly. The coding region runs from base 562 to 3102 and encodes 846 amino acids. The transcript has 14 exons. The record is from RefSeq and is a predicted model, not a curated record.
UUAUGAGGCGGUCUGAAGGAGCCUGAAGGAGUCAAAUUCCUGAACACGUAGGAAGGAGCUCGAUCCUCACGCUGACGCACGACACAGGGCGCAGCGACUAACGGAUUACUGACCAACUGUUGGACGUGACACAGAUUUAUCUCUCAGCUGUCGAACACUUUCUUCGUUUUACUCCAUUUUUUUCUCACUUCUUCCAACAAACACGAGCAUGCCAUGAAGAAGACCAUCCUUUUCUCUCGUCACUGUCUCCGUCUCAUCUGAAGCUGCUCCUUAUCCACUGCGUAAGAGAGAGAUGUGACAAUCUGGCGAAUUCAGUUUAAAACUUUUCAUUUCACCAGGAGACGUUUUAGUAUGCGUAAAGGAGCGCGCGCGUAAAAGCCGGUGUCGGGGGGGAAACAAACAACAGCCCGAAUUCACUUUUCCACCACGGAAAUGAAAUCAGCCCCAGCAGCAGUGCCUGCAUGGCCUCACUUCUGCUAAAAACAUGGUCGAUGUAAAUCAGUGAAGCACCGGGAUCUGACAUCUUUGACUUGAAGUGGCUCCUGACACUUGGAUGGGAAGAUGUUUGCUGGGCUGAUGGGGCUGGAGUGUCACAACAACCCUCUGCGACACGUCACUGAAGGUGGCAGAGCAUCAGGGGCAGCUGGCAGCUCUGGCCGUAAGAGGCUCCACAGAAGACCCGGGUACAUGAGAGGAGAGCAGUCCAGACUACAGAGCUCUACUCCUGGGCAGGAAGAGGAAGAGGAGCAGGAGGAGGAGGAGGAAGGCAGGACAAAAUCUGAACGUCACACUGACCUCAGUGAAGCCACCAGCACUCAAAGGAUAAGUCUAACACCUGCUGUCAAAGUGUCCUUAAUAAACCAGCAACAGCCUGAUAUACUCACAUGUAGCUCCAGAAAGAGUAUCCUCUCCCUUACCCAUCCCUUUCUUAAUAUGGAGUGCAGUGCUGUCAAUGGUACAUCCAGCCAUCAUGGACUGUCCUCACUGUCACAGAGUAAACUCAGGUCAAGCCCAAGUCCAGCACUACGGUCCUCACCACAGGACUCGUUUAACUCCAGCUUCAGUUUCAUCCAGCAGUCGCUCAACUCUGGCCUGAGAACAAACACAACCACUGCUCCACCAGCUCAGGAAACACAACUAACUCAUCAGCCAGCGAAAGAUCUUGGUUUAUCGCUAACAAAACCAGAAACUGUCUUCUCACGUGAUGCCUCUCCUGUCCCGUCGCCGUACUCCUCUGCUCCAGCUAGUCAUGCAGAGAGAGAAGAGCCGGUGUUAGGUGGGAGGUUUUGGCGCGAAUGUCCGUGGCGUGGCAGGGAGGUUAUGUCCGACCUGCCUGACUGUGACUCCCGAUCUCUGGACUCAGAUACGGCCUCUGCCUCCUCUGUCACCUCAGGCUAUGAGAGCGCCACACCUGCGUCCGACCAAGGCUGGGAGAACCUGGUGAAGAAGUACGAGGUUGUGCUGCAGGACUGCCUCCAAAACAGCCGUUCUCACAUCAAGAUUGAGUCCAUGAUGUUGAAGCUGCAGAGACUCCAGCAGAAGGCCAUUUUGGAUGAUGACUAUGACGCAGCCGAACGUUUUGGUAAAAAGCUGGAGGAUUUGUGCAGGGAGCGAGGAGAUCUGCAGCUGGGUUUACCCUCCCUACAGCCCAGCGUGGCGCUCUUCCUUGAUCGACUCAGACAGGUGGUGCACAGCGCCCUCCAGAGGGCAGAUCGCAGCCAUCGCAGAGAGGGUGCAGAGCCUGAUGUGGGAGAGAGGUCUGAGUCGUCACAGGGUCCACAUCAAAGAGAUCGCCUGAUGCAAGAGAAACGGACGGUGGAGGAGGAGAUAGCCAGGCUGCAGCAGAGGCUGGCGGAGCUGAAGGACCGCAGCCGAUGUCUGGAGCAGCAGAUCCAUCAGGAGGAGCAGCAGGGGGUGGUUGAAGAGCUGGAGGGCUCAGUGCUGAGGAGCUGCACCGCGGCUCAGCUCCGUGACAUGGGUCGGACCCUGCAGGACCUCAUUGCCUCUGAAAACCGCAUGCAGAUUUCUGUCUCUCUUCCACCUUCCAUGCUCAGGCUCCAGGAGCAGGAGCAGGCAUUGAAUAUGUCCAUCAAGGAAGCUACUGCCAAAGUGGUCAUGAGUCAGAGGCUGGGAAGCAGCCUAAGGAGGAAAGUCAGUGAGACUGAAACACAGCUUUUGGCGCUGCAUGAGGCCAAACUGGCAGCCAUUUCAGGCAAUGACUUCAGCAGUGCUAAGGAGCUGAAGGCUGAGAUGAAGGCAGUGUACCAGGAGCGGGACCGGCUGGAGGCUCUGGCCAAGAGGCUACACAGCCUCAGCUCGGGGAGUAGCCAGGAGCUGGCCGGCAUGAAGGAGCAGCGGCAGCAGCUCAGGCAGGAGCUGGAGCAGAGGGAGGCCGUGCACGAGAGCCGCCUGAAAGAGAACACGACCAAGUAUAUUGAGCUGUUGGAGGACAGACUGCACAGUUGUAGCUGUUCGGGCCUGGAGCGCAUCUGGGAAGCUGACCUGGAAGCGUGUCACCUGUUCUUGCGCGGGCUCCAGCUGCGGACCCCUAGCUGUGGCGGGGCAGACGUGGAAGACCUCCCCCCUCCACCGGUUGACCCUCCGGCCCAGCCUUGCACCAAAGAAGAAGAAGACUGUGCCAUGCUGACUGCUUUAGGAGGACGCUGGUGUCCGGAGGCCAACUUGCAGAACUCAGAGUUCACAAAGAAACUGGAGGAGUUUUUGUUCUGCAUGGAGGAUAGUCACCCAGAGGUUGGGUGUGGUGAGGCUGAUGCUGCAGACCUGACAGAGCGCUGCGAGCUGAUCAGUGACAGGCUAAUGACCUUGGAAGAUGAAUUGCAGAUGGCCAUACUAAACCAGGAUCGGGCCCUCACCCAGUCUCUAGAGAAAGAAGUUCAGGAAGUAAAAUCCACUUUGCAAGCCAUGCUCGCACAGCUCAAAGAGGAGGAAGAGGAAGCGAAUGACUUAAAAGAGGAUGAUGACCUCAUGAAAAAUGGGACUGAUGAGGAGGAAGAGGAAGAAGAAGAUGAAGACGACGAAGAAGAAGAAGAAGAAGAAGAAGAUGAUGAGGACCAGUACUUCAGCGACAGCUGGGACAUUUGAAGUCGAUGCCUGUGGUGUUUUAUGACCACUCACUCACACACUGGCUCUUUGAGACUGUGACCCUGGCUCUGCAGUCGAAGUGACCCCAUAUCCAUUUACUGCAGAUCCUCACUCAAAGCGCUUUACGAGCAGCCUCUGUGGUACUGCUGAAAGUUUCCAGUACAAAGCUUUACAGAGUCUGUGUAGCAUUUUAUUAACGAAUGGAGGACAAACAUGAAGGAUUUUGAUAUAAACACAACAUAUAAGGCACUUUAUUUUACGCAGAUUUUUAGAAGUUUCUUGAAUCUUACCAGCAGAAAUUUAAAGCAACAUUAACUUUUGUUCUUCAUUUGCAAACUGGUUCCGUUACCAGCCAUAAAAGGUUUGCCAAACAUCAGAAAAGCCCUAAAACAGUAACAGUACACAGCGAGAAAAGCCACACGCUCAGUAAUAUCAGUGACACAAGCAGCGUUUGCUAAAUGCCUGAUCCUACCAGACCAAGGCAUUCUGUUAUAUUAGAAUGCACUGAACUUAUUUUUAUUUAUUAAUGCAAGAUUGAGUUACAAGGCUUGGAAUUGAGUGGCAUUAACAAAUAAAUGAAUUUUUUUAAACAGCAGGACAGAAAAACAAACUGUGCCUGCUCUCACUGCAACUAUCUCUUUGGCCAAUUGGACAACCCGAACCUUUUUACUGCAAACGGUCUUGCACAUAAAUUAUACAAUUAAUGCUCAGUUUUAACGUGUUUUCCAUUUAUUGUGGCUUUAAUUACAUAGUGUUUUGUCAAUUAAAUAACUGUGGUGCUACAGGACGUGAGCUAACUUGAACACUUUAUUUCCGUGCUUUGGAAAAUUCCACUUUCCUGUGUUUAAACAGUGUAUUACUGGAUAAAUGCUGUGUGCUUUCACACACGUGUGUCCCAUUUGUGUCGCAUGCAUAUAGAAAGAAACUGAAGGAUGAAAUAUAAGUAGGCACAUACGUAUUUGCAACUGCUGUGUGUUUUUGUUUUUUUGUACAAUUAUUUUUUAAUCUGACACAUAUUAUGUUUUCUUCUUGUUUUAUGUCAGCUCAAAAAAUAUACUUGUUCAUUCCA